AUGGAAGGCUAUACUAAUCCGGAACAUAAGAAUCCUAAAUGCAAUAUUCCAGAAAGCAAUAAUCCGGAACGUAAAAAUCCGGAAAAAUAUCAAUGGUCUCAAGAACAAACGUUGUUAUCACAAAUUCUUCAACAUUUCUACAACGCAAUAGACGAAAAGGGGCCGAUGGAAAACUCGGGAAAGUAG
Cinara cedri is the source of this 186-nucleotide messenger RNA. The record is from the annotation of a GenBank genome assembly. NCBI's taxonomy places the organism in Eukaryota, Metazoa, Arthropoda, Insecta, Hemiptera, Aphididae.